This is a messenger RNA of Exophiala viscosa, 2133 nucleotides long. Its product is annotated as putative krueppel c2h2-type zinc finger protein. The annotation marks the transcript as partial. Gene Ontology annotation, molecular function: DNA-binding transcription factor activity, RNA polymerase II-specific; zinc ion binding; RNA polymerase II cis-regulatory region sequence-specific DNA binding. Lineage: Eukaryota; Fungi; Ascomycota; Eurotiomycetes; Chaetothyriales; Herpotrichiellaceae. The record is from RefSeq and is a predicted model, not a curated record. The transcript has 3 exons. Gene Ontology annotation, cellular component: chromatin. Gene Ontology annotation, biological process: DNA-templated transcription; regulation of transcription by RNA polymerase II.
GUGUGUCUGACGGGAGGGGUCUUGAAGACAGCUUCAGUGUCCUCCAGACAUGUCUGCCCUGUGCAGGGCUGUGGCAAGACUUUCAAGCGCCCCGAACAUCUGAGUCGACAUCGAUUGAAUCAUCGUCCCAAGAAGAUAUACAGCUGCGACACUUGUCACAAAGGUUUUGUCAGGCUCGACCUGCUCCAGAGGCAUCAACGACGCCAUGAGCGAGGAAUGUCAUAUCGGAAAUCUGGCGGCUAUGUGCCUGAUACACCCGCCUCUCCUCCAGAUCCUCAGCAAAUGGACCUGCCAGACACUUCGCUCGAUAUGACUCUUGACACUGUCGAUGUCGCAACCCAACAAACGCCGCCGCCACAGCAAAAUAACUCAAUAACCGCGCCACUUCCAAUGCCGUCAAUUCCGGUACCUUUGCCGCUGGACGGCAUUGAAUAUCCAGACUUCCUCCAAAUGCCAGAGAUGGACGCCAGUCACCAUGUUAUCUUUGAUGCAUCAGACGGCGCACAAGGUCUGGUGGAAGACCUAGAUUGGCUUUUCGGGAACGUUCCAUUCACAGAGAAUUUGGAUAUGAGCCAGACAUUGGAUAUGAGCCUUCCCAACGAUCUGCCCUGGGCUUCCCCGAAUAGCACACUAUCCCAGCAGCUGAGUACCGAUGCACCCUCGUUGACGAGCGACCUGCUGGAGGAUCAAUUUUUCGACCCCUCCAACCUCAAAUCCUUCCUCGACAGCUACUUCUCGAAUUACAAUGCUCAUUUUCCGAUUCUUUAUCAGGCGUCAUUCGCCUUACAAGACACUUCGCCUCUGUUGCUCGUUGCCAUCCUCACUCUGGGAGCCACGUUGUCACCAGAUCCGUUGCACUACCGUGCCUCGGAGAGAAUUCACGAGAGUCUGAGAUGGCUCAUUUUUAGCUCUGGAAGUUUCCAGCCGCCAGCCCCUUUGUGGUACUUGCAAGCCCUACUCCUGGUCCAGGCAUGCGAGAAAAUGUUCUCCACACGAAAACGCCACGAGAUGGCACAUAUUUUUCACGGAGCCGUCAUUACACUGAUGCGAAGAGGCGGUUCUUACUCAUCUGAUGGCACCCUGGACUCCAGCAGCGCGUCAUCUGCAGAACGAGCCUGGCAUCUGUGGGUUGAACAAGAAUCGUUCAAACGAGUUGCAUAUUUUGCGUUCAUAAUGGAUGCUCAACACUCGUCGAUUUUCGGGCAUACGCCGGCACUCUCCACCAGUGAUGUGCAUUUUUCCUUGCCAUGCGCGGAUGAGGUAUGGGACAGCUCAAGCCCUUCAUCAUGGAAGAAGGCUUUUUCCAAAGCCGCCUCUGCUAUCCAAUUCUUGCCUACACUACGCGCUCUGCUCGCACGCCGCCCGAUGCCUUCAACCUGCAGUCCCUUUGCACGAUUUGUCCUGCUGCAUGGACUGUUCAACGUUACAAAGCAUAUGCAGGCCCGUGAUUUAAUGGCGUCGGACAUCGAGACUGGUAGGGCUUCGGAUCAUGGCGCUGAAUCGACUCCGUCUUCCAUCAUUGGGGUUGACAAUUGGAAAGAGAUCCUGGAUCGAGCUAUCGAUACUUGGUCAUUCUCUUUGAUGUCACAGCAGCCUUCAUUGUCACUUGAAGCUGCUAGACCGUUACACCGGAUGGCGCAUGUCACCAUCUACGUGAAUUUGAUCGACUUCCAUACAUUAGCUGGAGCACCGUCACUUACUGGUAGCAGUACCACGAGACACGAGUACACCAAAGCAAAGCGACGAAUUCAAAUGUGGUGCCAAAAACCAAUUGCUAGGCGUACAUUGUCGCACUGCAUCCUGUUGAUCCAAGAGACAAUGUUUACGAGAAAUCAGUAUCGAGCGUCUCAAGACAAUAUUGCACCCCGGCGUUGGUGCUUGUAUCAUGCAACUCUUAUCCUCUGGGCUUUCGGCAUCCUGACGGAAGGGAAACCUGCCGAGAAGAUCACUGCUGAGGACUACUUGGUCCAUAUGCUGAGUGGUCUGAUGGACCAUCAUACUCAGCUGAAAGGCACGAACAAAACCCUGGGGUUGAUCAGUGUGGUCAAAGACUCACUCUCUGACUGUCGUUGGGAACUACUCCAGGAAGCAUGCACGACCUUAGGUAAACUAAUCGAAUCUUCUGCGUCUUGA